Molecule: messenger RNA, 3345 nt
Organism: Exaiptasia diaphana
Lineage: Eukaryota; Metazoa; Cnidaria; Anthozoa; Actiniaria; Aiptasiidae
Product: pentatricopeptide repeat-containing protein 1, mitochondrial
Exons: 7
Coding region: 74-1870 (598 amino acids)
Molecular function (GO): protein binding
Source: RefSeq, a predicted model, not a curated record
GGCAUGCUCCAGAAUGCUUUGCGGUUAAAAUUUCUGAACCUGCGAUAUCAGCGGUUACUUCGAUCAAAACAAGAUGGCUGCCGCUCGUAGUUUCAGACAGUUAACAAAUUUCACAAAUUUAUAUACGUCUUUGCGUUCCAAAGUAGCAAUCCCGUUUAGAUUUAAUUAUCAAGACUGUGUCUACAUCCACACAAUUUUCACUUUAAAUGCAAGAGGGUUUGGCGUCAGUACAACGGCAUCGAAAAACUGGAAUCCCUCCCUUGAAGAUGAUGAUGAUGAUCACAAUGAUGAAUUUAGAUCUUUAAAACGAAAGGCUGCUAGAAAGCAUGCUUCAAAAUUCACCGCAGCUCAAAAGGGAACCACGAAGUUAGUACGACCGUCCAGAUAUCAAAUUAAUGAAGUUGGAGACACCAGCAAUGACGAUGGUUUUUGGAUGAAGAGGUCACGUGGUUCGUUAACCACAAAGCAGAAGUUAGAAUGGUACACCAAACAGAUUCUAAAAUUGAUGUCAGAAAACAAGGUUGACCAGGCCCAAGAGUUGUUUGAGUCUAUGAGAACAAAGAAAAUCAAGCCAUCMGUUGAAUUGUUUAAUAUUWUGAUAGCAGGUUAUGGUCGGAUUGGRAAAAUCCAAAAAGCAUUUAAUCACUACAAUAAUAUAAAAAAGAUGGGUCUUCAGCCAACUGCUCGCACAUAUUCAAGUUURUUCAACAUUUGUAGUUCUAUUACGCCAAAAAAUGCUGCCUUGUCUCAACUAAUGAAGUUAUGGGAAGAGUUUCAAAAUAAACUUGAGUCCAAGAUUGUCAAACCAGACAUAAUAACCUAUAAUGCUGCAUUGAAGGCUGCGGCAUCCUGCCAUAGUUUUACCAUAGCAAUGGAGAUGUAUAGUAACCUAUGUWSUGCUGGAAUUCACCCUGAAAGUCGUACUUAUUCUUCCCUUCUAUCAGCUUGUGCAGAGCAGUAUGAUUCUGAUAAUGUGCAAUGGAUCUUAAAAGAGAUGAAAUCUCAUAACAUCAACCCAGAUAUCUACAUUUUUAAUGCAGUUYUAAAGGCCUUGAGGAGUAAAGGGUCUGAGAAAYACAUGGAGGACAUAUCUGAUACAGAAAUGCCUGGUGAAUAUAACAUGYUGGAUGUUUUACCAGGAGAWACUCAGACUUCCAGUGUUUUUGCUGGAGUUGAAGAUUUUCUACAAAUGAUGGCAGUKAACGAUGUAAUWCCGGACAUUAGAACAUUUCACCUUCUUUUACAAGUGUCUGACCCAGSGAAAAGCGAAGAGGACUAUGUUCUUCAAGUUAUGAAAUUUUGGGAUUUCAAACCUGAUUUGCCUGUACUGAAUGCAUUGGUUAAGAGAAGAGCAUUUUGGGGAGAUAUAUCUUGGGCAAAAGAAUAUAUUAAAGUUUUCAAGGAGGAAUAUGGUGUUGCAGCAGAUGAAAACAUUUAUCAUAGCCUUGCAAAAGGGUGUCGAAGGAUGGCUGAUGGGAUGUGGUUGUUGGAGGAGAUGAAAGUGCAAGGAUAUCGACCAGGUGUCAAUGUAUACCUUAAAUUAAUCAAAAAUGCUAUACACCGCAAUGCUUUUCAAUAUUUGACUGAAUUGCUCAAGAAAAUGAGAAAAGAUGGGGUCAAGCCUUCAGAAGAAAUUAUUCAACUUUUAAAUGAAGUUUCAAGACCGCUUCUUGAAAAAGAUUCCAACAAUGAAGAUGACAGCAGAGAARUCAAAAAGAGAGAGUUCUUAAGAAAGCAAAAGCUUGGAUUUCUUGGUUUCUACAAGGCAUGGAAAGAUCAGWUGGACUUGAAAGAAGCUGMAACAGUCACUCAUCAACAUACUCAAGAUACACUUGAUGAARAAGACAACAAUGACUUUAAACAUCUGUAAAUUGUGGUUUAUUUACUUCUGUGGAUAUUAGUUAAUAUCUAAUUGUCUUUGGAUUGAGUAGAAAAUAGAAGACUGGCGUAUCAUGAAAGGGCUUGAAAAAAAGAUGGACCAUGAUUCAUAAAAUACUUUCUUUUUUAGAAUGUGGCAUUGAUGAUUGUUCAACAAGCCAUAAUUAACCCCUCUCUCAGUUCCUACUGGCCUGCAUUGUAUUUAUUCAACAUAAUUGAUAUAAUUUUGUAAAUUAUCUAAAAGACCAAGUAUCACCCUCAAAGCUUUUCAACCAGGGAGUUUUUGUUUUGAAAUAGUUGUCAAAAUAAUUCCAAUCUGUGUAACACAUGAUUAUUGUGAGCAAAGCAUUCAUGGUGAUAUUGGGCUGUCAAAGAGACACUUGGUCUAGGAUACAGAAUAAGUUAAUUAAAGACAAAAGAACAAACAAAGAAAAACGUCUUCUAAUCUCGUCCUAAUCCCAAAAGUUGUUUUUUAUCACUUAGUGAAAACCAGGCAAGAUGCCCACUUUUUAUGAAGGUUGGUUUCAUUUUAUUACGUUAUUACUUUCCAAUUUUUGAUUAUUUUAAGUACUUUCCAAUUGUUUACUAAUUUCUGAUUCUGGUCCAAGUGAUGAACACUUUUGUGCAAAUUUAAUAUUAAAAAUUUGUGUAUGUAUCUUGCAGAAAAAUGUAUGGUUAGYGACUAUAAAAUAUUGACCAUCCCAAUUUUCUUAUAAAAAAUAUAGUUUGUGCUCAAAAGCUGGCUUAGUGAAAUAUUACUAUAAAAUAUAUAAUUUUUACUAAAAUACUAUUUUUUACUAAGUACUAAAUACUGCAUAUUAUACUAAAAUAGUUUGAUGGUGAUGCUGCCAUUUGUUCAUUAAGUUUAAAAUACUGAAGCAAAGCAGUGCAAGCGACAAUGGCAACAUAAUUGAUGUGUUGUUUACCAAGUUAACAGCCAAAUAGUGAUACACCUAAUUGAAAAAAAAAUGUGGAUUUCCAAAAGGUUACAUCAUGAAAGAUUACUGAAAGGGAGGGAAUAAAGCAAAAAUUAUUCGUUUUCACUUUACAUUACAGCAGCCAUCUUGGAGGAACUUCAACAAAGGAUUUCUCAUUAGUAUCUAUUGUUCAUUCCUCCAACAUGGCUGCUUAUGGUCUUUUAUCUUUUGUAUCUUGUGGAAAUGGUUGAAAACAAUCACUUACAGUGUAAAAGCAUUUCAGUGCCAAAAAAAUUGCCUGCACCAAAUGAAAUGAUCGAGUAAUGCUAUAAUGUGACAUGUUUAGGCAAAUAUCAUUUUGAAUUUCUAAGUAAUUAAAAUCCCCUUUGGUGUUACCUCUAUGAUAUUGCCUUUUUGCAACCUGACAACGUCAAUUCAAUUAGGCAUAUAACUACAUUUACUAUAAUUACAUUAGCCAUGUAAUAUUAUAUGACAAGCACUCUAAUGUCUUAUGUUAAAAGUUUUCUAAAUAAAUAUUUUUUAAACAUCA